Messenger RNA from Vittaforma corneae ATCC 50505, 909 nucleotides. RefSeq lists its product as uncharacterized. The transcript has a single exon. The record is from RefSeq and is a predicted model, not a curated record. The coding region runs from base 1 to 909 and encodes 302 amino acids. Lineage: Eukaryota; Fungi; Microsporidia; Nosematidae.
AUGCCGCCAUUAACAAGCCGAGUCUAUUUAAUAAAUGUAACCCGAAAGAAUCUUUGCUUUCUCCACAUACUAUUCUUUGCAUCGCAGCUUCUCCUCAGCAUUAUACUGAUAUUUAAUCUUCCCUACAGACAGCCGGGGAUUAGUGUAGGUAAUAAGGAUAUUAAAAGAUACUUUUGGCAUCUUGGGAUACUCAGGUACAUUCGAAUAUAUCUAACUUUGAAGUCUCUUAUUACUGCAAAUAUCUACGGGUAUUUUGUUUCCGUCUGUCUAAUUUUGCAUAAUGAUUCAUUGACCAUUCUGAUGCAUGCGAUGGUGACUGGACUGGCGAAGAACCGUAGUUCAAUGAUUCUGGAGAUUGUAUUUAUGUUAUUAUGUAUUACAGAGCUUGUAGUUUGUAUAUCCUAUCUUAUCAUUAACAGAGCUGAUAUAGUGAUUCAAAAGUUUAAAAAAACAUGCUAUAGUCCAAGAUUUAUGGAAUUCUACAAGUGUAAACAGAUCAUAGACUAUCUUUCUGUUGUUGAUUUUCUGAUCUCAGGUGCGCAUGCAGUAGGUAAUAUUUUUGGAAUCACGAUUUAUAUUUCUUUAUUUACGAUUAUUGAGUUUGUAUUGUCAAGCUUGUCGCUAAUCAUGAUACAGAUUGACUUUAAAUUUCAGGAAAAAACAUUUAAAAAGUAUGUAUUGAUAGCCAUGUGGUUAGAUGUAAUAUUUUCCGUGGUUUCGUUUAUUUUUGCCGUUAGCUAUGUAAGGCAGCCGUUUAACACAUGCAACUUUGUGCUGACUGCAUGCGACUUUCUGUUUAAGCUGCUAGUCGAUUUGGUACUGUUUUAUCACAUGUACAGAUACAAGAAGCUGGCAGUUUCUCUGGAGUGGCAAAAGCACAUAAUGAAGCGCAAACCGAUAUAUCUGUAA